AUGACACUACAAUCAAAGCUUUUUUUUAAUGCAAGACGAAGGUCUGAAGUAAUAUUAUCCAGAUUAUUUUUAACCGAUCAUGUAAAUGCUUAUAAGCAUACUUUACAACAAAAAGAAAAAAUUUAUGCAAAUAAGGAAGAUGUCAAGAAUUAUUUUAACAUUAAAUAUGUUGCCAGUUUUGCAGUCACCGCUUCACUUUUAGGUAUAUAUUUUUACAAUACAUUAGAAAAGGAAACACAGUCAUCUGAAGAAGCAAAGGAUAAUGAAUGUGGAAAAUUAAAGAAAGAUUUACAAACUUACACGCUAGAAGAAGUAGGAAAACAUUAUAAUAAAGAAAAUCGUAUUUGGGUAACUUAUAAGGAAGGAGUAUACGAUAUUACGGAUUUCAUUGAUCGACAUCCUGGUGGUUCUUCUAAAAUCAUGAUGGCAGCUGGAAGUUCAAUAGAACCAUUUUGGUCAAUCUUUGCUAAUCAUAACACACCUGAGAUAUAUGCUCUCUUAGAAUCAAUGAGAAUUGGUAAUAUAUCUAAAAUAGAUGCCAAAUCAAAUAGUAGUGAUUUAAGUGAUCCUUAUGCGAAUGAGCCUACUCGUCAUAAAGCUUUAAAGAUUAAUGGACAGAAGCCCUUUUGUGCAGAAACACCAUCUUCUUUAUUAAUUGAAAGCUUCCAAACACCAGCAGAUCUUUUUUAUGUUAGAAAUCAUCUUCCCGUUCCUGAGAUAGAUUUAAAGACCUAUACAGUAGAGAUAGCUGUAGAAAGUGAUACUAAAAAAACAUUAGAUUUCGAUGCGAUUAAAAAUUAUCCUAAAUAUACGAUAACCAGUACUAUAAUGUGUGGUGGAAAUAGACGUUCAGAAAUGGCAGAGGUAAAACCAUUGAAAGGUCUAAGUUGGGGUGUAGGUGCAGUUGGUAAUUCUACUUGGUCAGGAGCACGUUUGUGUGAUGUACUGAAAGAUUUAGGAAUAAAUGAAGAAGAUUAUGAUCAUGUUCAGUUUGAAGCUCACGAUGUAGAUCCAAGUGGUACACCAUAUGGUGCAAGCAUUCCUAUUAGUAAAGCCAUGGAUCCUAGAGCUGAUGUAUUAUUAGCAUAUGAAAUGAAUGGAGAACCUAUACCAAGAGAUCAUGGUUUUCCAGUUAGAGUUAUUGUUCCUGGAGUUGUAGGUGCAAGAAAUGUUAAAUGGCUUGAAAAAAUAAUUAUUUCUAAAAAAGAAAGUCAAUCGCAGUGGCAGCAAGGCGAUUACAAAGCUUUUUCUCCUAGUACUGAUUGGGAUAAUGUUGAUUUUUCAAAAGCACCAGCUAUACAAGAGAUGCCUGUUAUUUCUGCUAUUUGUAAACCAGAACAAUUAGAAAAAGUUACAAUAAAAGAUGGCAAAAUAGAUGUUAAAGGAUAUGCUUGGUCAGGUGGUGGUAAGAAGAUAAUCAGAGUCGACGUAACAUGUGACCAAGGAAAUACUUGGCACACAGCUGAUCUUGUAGGACAGGAUCUUAAUGCUAAACCAGGUCGAAAUUGGAGUUGGACUUUAUGGAGUAUUAAUCUUCCUGUUGAUGUGAAAUUAAAGGAAGUUGAAAUUUGGGCUAAGGCUGUUGAUGCGUCUUAUAACGUUCAACCGGAAACUGUAAAAAAUAUUUGGAAUUUACGAGGUUUUUUGUGCAAUGCAUAUCACAGAGUAAAAGUUCAAUUAAACUAAUAUGAAAUAGUGAUAAAAUUAUAAGAUAAGUUUUUAGAUUUUUUUAAAAGUAAUCGAUAUUUGUUUUAUAUUAUACA
Molecule: messenger RNA, 1763 nt
Organism: Polistes dominula (European paper wasp)
Lineage: Eukaryota; Metazoa; Arthropoda; Insecta; Hymenoptera; Vespidae
Gene: shop
Product: sulfite oxidase
Biological process (GO): sulfur compound metabolic process
Cellular component (GO): mitochondrion
Molecular function (GO): sulfite oxidase activity; molybdopterin cofactor binding; heme binding
Source: RefSeq, a predicted model, not a curated record